AUGUCGGACAGCGAGCAGGAGCUUCGACCCCAUCCUCACAAGUCCCCCGCUUUACUACACCACCUUAGCCACACUCUUCCUUCAACACCGCCUCUGCACCACCAUGCCUUCCGCGCAGACUUCUUCCCAGAGCCAGGUGCGUUCACUUUCUACUCUCGAGGGUCACCUCCUUCAUUCCUCCUCUUCACCACGUACCCCGUGUUUGCCAGUCGCUUACCCCCACAGGCUCGCUCGCAGCCCGCCGCUGCCGGAGCCGACGCACAGCCCCAGCCGAAGCAGCAGCAGGGCCAGCAAGCCAAGGUCCCGCAGCAGCAGAGCCAGCAGCGCCAGUCCCAGCCUCAGGCCCAGGCUCAGCAGCAAGACGACGAGGACAGCGAUGACGAGGAGCAGCAGCAGGCCCCGCUUCAGCCUCAGGCCGCCCGCCUUCCCCCUGCCCCUAAGCAGACUCCGGCUCAGCAGCAGCAGCAGCAGUCCAGCGGUCCCCAGGCCGCGUGUGCCGCCGGCGCUGGCGCCCAGCCUGUUCCCGCCGCGCCGAUGGCCAAGGCCGGUGGUCGCCAGUCGUGA
Molecule: messenger RNA, 564 nt
Organism: Apiotrichum porosum
Lineage: Eukaryota; Fungi; Basidiomycota; Tremellomycetes; Trichosporonales; Trichosporonaceae
Exons: 1
Coding region: 1-564 (187 amino acids)
Source: RefSeq, a predicted model, not a curated record